GGUCAGCCGCUUUGCUAUUUGGCCAAGCUUUGAGAUUGGGGUAAAACUGGGACCCAUUGAAUACGCGGCGAGAGGCAAUCAGGGGUGGGAAUACUGGGCGAGUGCCGCUUGAUUAUUGACGAUGACGAUUCUGGCACAAUUAUGGCUUGCUACGGGAAGCUCUGGCUCCAUGCCGGGGAAGCUACGAUCGGUGCAGGCGCCACAGAACAGCUUGCUCGCUUGCUCACCUGCCAGCUGGCUGGUCCUUCCUGCCCUGCUGCUGUACCUACCUCGGCGGGAAGAACAAGGUCCGUCCUUGCCGCUUGACGCUGCUUUGGAUCGUGAUGAUGUAAAUGUUGCUGCUUUGGGUUGUGUCCCGUGAACUGGAUCUGCCGGCAAUCUGGCUUUGCUCUUGGGAGUUGGGUCAGGCUCGCCAGAUCCAUCUACUAUAUAAUCCCAUCUCCCCCUCAGCUUCUUCAGCCUCUCUUCUCGC
Emericellopsis atlantica is the source of this 472-nucleotide messenger RNA. RefSeq lists its product as uncharacterized. The record is from RefSeq and is a predicted model, not a curated record. Bases 122 to 361 code for a protein of 79 amino acids. Lineage: Eukaryota; Fungi; Ascomycota; Sordariomycetes; Hypocreales; Bionectriaceae. The transcript has a single exon.